This is a messenger RNA of Rubroshorea leprosula, 1636 nucleotides long. NCBI's taxonomy places the organism in Eukaryota, Viridiplantae, Streptophyta, Magnoliopsida, Malvales, Dipterocarpaceae. The record is from the annotation of a GenBank genome assembly.
AAAGAAAGAAAAAUUUAGCAAAAUGUCUACGGUCUUCAUCUCAACAAGGCAGUUUGCAAGCAUAUGUCUCUUCUGUUUUAUGUUAUCUUUCUGUAAUGGAGGGGUUCUGAAUCCAAGCUUUCAGAUCAAAGCAGUGAGUCUCGGAGGUUGGCUGGUUACAGAAGGUUGGAUUAAACCUUCUCUCUUUGAUGGCAUCCCCAACAAAGAUUUCUUGGACGGGACAGCACUUCAGUUUAAAUCAGUGACAACCGGGAAGUAUCUCUGCGCGGAGGAUGGUGGAGGAACAAUUUUAGUUGCAAACAGGACAGCAGCAUCUGACUGGGAAACAUUCAAACUGUGGAGGAUAAAUGAGAGAGCCUUUAACUUGAGAGUCUUUAACAAGCAAUUCAUGGGACUAGACACCAAGGGAAAUGGGGUUGAUAUGGUAGCUGUUUCCAACACACCUGGAAAUUCAGAAACAUUUGAAAUUAUGAGAAAUUGUGAUAAUUCGUGCCGAGUUCGAAUCAAAGCACCUAAUGGCUUCUUCUUGCAAGCAAAAUCAGAUGUGCUGGUGACAGCUGAUUCUCAAGGGAGUAGUGGAUGUGGAGACAAUGAUCCAUCAGUGUUCUUAAUGACCAUUUCAGGAACAAUGCAGGGUGAAUUUCAAGUCACUAGUGGUUACGGUCCAGAGAAAGCCCCAGCAAUUAUGAAGGAGCACUGGAAGACAUUCAUUGUUGAAGAUGACUUCAAAUUCAUAUCGAAAAAUGGCCUGAACGCAGUAAGAAUACCAGUUGGGUGGUGGAUAGCCAGCCAUCCGUCCCCUCCGCUGCCUUAUGUUGGGGGAUCCUUACAAGCCUUAGACAAUGCCUUCUCAUGGGCAGAGAAAUAUGGGAUAAAAGUCAUAAUUGAUCUACAUGCUGCACCUGGCUCGCAAAAUGGAUGGGAGCAUAGCUCUUCUAGAGAUGGCUCCCAGGAUUGGGGCAAAACAGAUGAUAACAUACAACAAACAGUUGAUGUCAUAGAUUUCUUGACUGCCAGGUAUGCGAAGAGCUUGAGCUUGUAUGCUGUAGAGCUGAUUAAUGAGCCCCUGGCACCAGGAGCCUCCCUGGAGAACUUGACCAAAUACUACAAAGCUGGUUAUGAGGCUGUUCGAAGACACUCCUCAACAGCCUAUGUCGUGGUGUCGAACCGGCUUGGGACAACGAUGGAGCCAAGAGAGCUGUUCCCUCUAGCUAGUGGCAUGAGCAACUUGGCCAUUGACGUCCAUUAUUACAACGUUUUGUCAGACAUUUUCAAUAACAUGACUAUCCAACAAAACAUUGUUUUCCUCCUCACUAACAGGACCUCACAGUUGAAUUAUAUCACUCAAUCUAAUGGACCCCUUACUUUUGUUGGUGAAUGGGUGGCUGAAUGGGAAGUUAAAGGAGCGAGCAAGGGGGAUUACCAAAGGUUUGCCAAGGCUCAGUUGAAGGUAUACUCUAAAGCAACUUUUGGUUGGGCCUAUUGGACCCUUAAGAAUGUAAACAACCAUUGGAGUCUCGAGUGGAUGAUCAAGAAUGGAUACAUCAAGCUUUAGACUGUUCAAAAGUUUGGCUCCUUAGGAAGCUCAGUGGGCUUCACCCACUCUUGAUGACCCUAAUAAAUUUUUUUCAAUAUU